Electrophorus electricus (electric eel) is the source of this 878-nucleotide messenger RNA. Its product is annotated as secreted frizzled-related protein 2. Gene Ontology annotation, molecular function: Wnt-protein binding. NCBI's taxonomy places the organism in Eukaryota, Metazoa, Chordata, Actinopteri, Gymnotiformes, Gymnotidae. Gene Ontology annotation, biological process: non-canonical Wnt signaling pathway; canonical Wnt signaling pathway. The record is from RefSeq and is a predicted model, not a curated record.
UGUGUGUGUUGACUCUGCUGCUGCUCCUGCUGGAUCAGAGAACAUGGGCCAUGCCUGACGGGCAUUGGGACACCUGGGGAUCCUCUCGAUGUAUGCCUAUCCCGUCCGGCAUGGCCUUGUGCCAGGGGCUAGGCUACAACAUCAUGCGAAUGCCAAACCUGCUGGGCCACCAGUCGCCUGGCGAAGCCAUCCAGCAAAGCACCAGCUGGCUGCCCCUCCUCGCCCGCGAGUGCCACCCAUACGCGCGCAUGUUCCUCUGCUUACUCUUUGCCCCUGUAUGCCUUGAGAGGAUAAUUUCUCCAUGUCGAAGUUUAUGCGAGUCUGUUCAGGAAAGCUGUGCUCCCAUUAUGAACUGCUAUGGGUACUCUUGGCCCAGAAUCUUGCACUGUGAUCAAUUUCCCAAGGACCAUCUGAUGUGCAUCUCCUCAGCGACACACAUGCCAAACAGCACUAACAACAAAUACAGUGCAGUGCCAGAAGCUAGCUGUCCAGACUGUGAGUUGGAGGAGACAACAUCAGUCAAAGUAUUGCUAGGCCUCUUCUGUAAAAGUGACUUUGUGGUGAAAGUACGUUUAGCACAGUCAAACUCCAGCACCUCGGCAAUAGCUAAAUUCUCCCAUGGUUCUCGGCUGGUGGUCUUUAAGCAUGGCCCCUUGCUAGGAGGGGAAAUGAGAGGCAGGCUGGCCACGUGGCUAGAGCGAGAUGCCACCUGUGUGGGCAACCUCAACCGGCAUCAUCCUCAAGGGGCCACCUUUCUUCUGACGGGCACUGUGACGGGUGAGAGGCUACUGGUAAACAAGGCUUUCAGCUGGAGCAGACAUCGACGGCAACUCAACCAAGCUUCCCGUAAAUGGAAACAUCACCGGUGUAGAGGGUAG